Paramuricea clavata is the source of this 192-nucleotide messenger RNA. The record is from the annotation of a GenBank genome assembly. NCBI's taxonomy places the organism in Eukaryota, Metazoa, Cnidaria, Anthozoa, Malacalcyonacea, Plexauridae.
AUGAACGAUGUUACUAUACGUUGGUACGAGAACCAAAGUGUCUUGUUAGAAGGCGGCAGGUUAAAAGUAUAUAAAGAGUUUCUGCAAAGAAUAGCAGCCAUAGAACCGAACAGUGAAUGCAACUUGGGCGUAGACGACUUGGAUUCAACGCCUCGGCAAAAUGCUUCGCUAAAGAAUAUUAAUGACUUCAUG